CUCUUUUGCCCAGGCCACGACAUCAAUGGGGCCCUCGAACCCUCGAACAUAGACACGAGCAUCUUGGAGGAGUACAUCAGCAAGGAGGACUCCUCGGACAUCUGCUUCCCCGAUAUCCCUGCUCCUGCCGCCUACCCGCACAGCCAGUCCUCCGGAUCCUCGGGCAGUGGCCACCACCUGAGCCCGCCGGCGGCCCGCCACGGCCCCCUCCCGCCCCCGCCCUGCGGGCCCGGCUUCGGUGCCCACCUCAACGUCAACAACAACAAUGGCCUGGCGGGGCCCAGAGGCCUGGCGGGGCCCUGCCUGAGCGGGGGCUCGGGGCCGCCCAUCAAAUCGGAGCCUAAGGCAGCCUAUGCCCCAGGCGCCCUGCCCGACUCGCCUCCGGACUCGGGCUCCGAAGCCUAUUCCCCCCAGCAGGUGAAUGACCCUCACCUCCUGCGAACAAUGACCCCCGAGAACAUGUGCCACGUCAGCAUCCCCUCCCGCCUGGAGCACCCCCCUCCUCCGCCUCCACCCACCCACCUGGCCGGCCCUCCCCCCCCGCCCCCCCACCUCCCGGGCCCGCCUCCUCCCCCCCACACCCCGUCCUGGGGAUCUGUCGAACCCCUCUGGGCCCCCGCCAUGGGGCAGGCCGUGGCCCCCGGAGACCUGCACCAUGCCCAGCAAUCGCAGAUGCUUCACCAGCUGCUGCAGCAGCAUGGGGCCGAGCUCCCCGUACACCCCUCCAAGAAGAGGAAGCACUCCGAAUCACCCCCCAACACCCUCAACGCCCAGAUGCUCAAUGGGAUGAUAAAACAGGAGCCAGGUACGGUGGCCUCCCUGCCCCUCCAUCCCGCCAGAGCCCCCACGCCGCCCUGGCAUCAGCAAGGUCCCCUCUCGCCAGGACCGGGAGCCCUCCCCCUCAGCAUCGCCAGAGUCCAGACGCCGCCCUGGCAUCCGCAGGGGGCCCCCUCACCAGGCCUCAUGCAGGACAACGAGAGCCUGAACGGCUCCUACCUGGACCCCAAUUACCAGUCUAUCAAGUGGCAGCCGCACCAGCAGAACAAGUGGGCAGCGCUCUAUGACGCCAACUACAAGGAGCUACCCAUGCUCACUUACCGGGUGGACGCCGACAAGGGCUUCAAUUUCUCCGUGGGCGACGAUGCCUUCGUGUGCCAGAAGAAGAACCACUUCCAGGUGACGGUGUACAUCGGCAUGCUUGGGGAGCCCAAGUACGUCAAGACCCCCGAGGGUCUGAAGCCCCUGGACUGCUUCUACCUGAAGCUGCAUGGAGUCAAGCUAGAGGCCUUGAAUCAAUCCAUCAACAUCGAACAGUCCCAGUCUGACCGAAGCAAGCGGCCCUUCAACCCUGUCACGGUCACACUGCCUCCAGAGCAAGUCACCAAGGUUACAGUGGGGCGCCUGCACUUCAGUGAGACCACAGCCAACAACAUGCGCAAGAAAGGCAAACCCAAUCCGGAUCAGAGGUACUUCAUGCUGGUGGUAGCGCUGCAGGCACAUGCGCAGAACCAGACGUAUACGCUGGCUGCCCAGAUUUCGGAGCGCAUUAUUGUCAGGGCCUCCAACCCCGGCCAGUUUGAGAGCGACAGCGACGUCCUGUGGCAGCGGGCUCAGCUGCCGGACACCGUCUUCCAUCACGGCCGCGUGGGCAUCAACACGGACCGGCCGGAUGAAGCUCUAGUCGUCCACGGCAACGUGAAGGUGAUGGGCUCCCUCAUGCACCCGUCAGACAUCCGGGCCAAGGAGCACGUGCAGGAGGUGGACACCACCGAGCAGCUGAAAAGGAUCUCGCGGAUGCGGCUUGUGCACUACAGCUACAAACCCGAGUUCGCAGCCAGUGUGGGCAUCGAGGCCUCCCCUGAGACCGGGCUCAUCGCCCAGGAGGUAAAGGAGAUCCUCCCUGAGGCCGUGAAGGACACUGGCGAUGUGGUCUUUGCCAACGGGAAGACCAUUGAGAACUUUCUGGUCGUGAACAAGGAGCGCAUCUUCAUGGAGAACGUGGGGGCCGUGAAGGAGCUGUGCAAGCUGACGGACAACCUGGAGACGCGCAUCGACGAGCUGGAGCGCUGGAGCCACAAGCUGGCCAAGCUGCGGCGGCUGGACAGCAUGAAGUCCACGGGCAGCUCCGGGGCCUUCAGCCAAGCGGACAGCCAGUUCAGUCGAGCCGGGAGCGUCCCCCACAAGAAGCGUCCCCCGAAGGUGGCCAGCAAGGCCCCCUCCGUGGUCCCCAACCAGGCCUGCAUCAGCCAGCGCUUCCUGCAAGGGACCAUCAUCGCCCUGGUAGUCGUCAUGGCCUUCAGUGUGGUGUCCAUGUCUACACUGUAUGUGCUGAGCCUUCGGAACGAGGAAGACCUAGUGGACAUGGACGGCUCUUUUGCUGUGUCUACUUCCUGUCUUCUGGCCCUCCUCCGGCCCCGGGACCCCGGGGGGAGUGUGGCCCUGUGUCCAUGGUCGAGUCAGAGCUACGGGACCACCCAGCUCCGCCAGUCCCCGGCCUCCAGUGGCCCGCCCGACCCCCGGCCCUCCUCCCAGCCUGUCACCACCGGCCUCCCAGACUCCACCGGGCCUGUCCUGGUCCCUCACGUGGAGCUGUGCCCCAGCCCUCCCUGUCCAGUGGUUUGCUGCUCCCCGCCCACCCCGAGCCCCUCCUCCGCCCAGAGCCCAGCCCCCAGUCCCACUGCCAACCGCUCAGGCCCAAGCCAGACCUCGCUGCUGCCGGUCACCAGCAUCAGAGCCAAGUCUUGGGGCCUUUCGGCCAAUGGGAUCGCCCACGCCAAGCCCCCCAAGAGCCUGGAGCCCCCGGCCAGCCCCUCGGCCCCCUUCACUGGAAUGCAGGGCAAGGCCAAGAAUAGCCCCAACCUGUCUAUCCCUGCUCGUGCACGCCGAGGGGCGCCCCUGCUCAGCCCCGCCACGCCCCGGCCCACCGGGCCUGACAGCCCGCUGGGUGCUUGGCCCACCCUGAGCUCCAUCCAGGUCCUGGAGAACGCCAUGCCCAUCACCGCCCAGUACUGUACCCCAGGUGAUGCCUGCAGGCCAGGGAACUUCACCUACAGCAUCCCCAUCAGCAGCAACACCCCCCUCCACCUCAGCCUGACCCUGCAGAUGAACUCCAGCUUCCCGGUCUCGGUGGCGUUCUGCAGCCUGAGGUCUCAGGAGAACCCGUGUGAGAAGGGCAUUACCCCCCGCGGCCUCCCCAUCCACGGCGAUACCCAGGGCACCUCCCACCAGUGGCCCUUGGCCAUCCUGUCCUUCCAGGAGUUCACCUACCACUUCCGAGUGGCCCUGCUGGGUCAGGCCAACUGCAGCUCGGAGGCGCCCCCCCAGGGGGUCACGGACUACUUCUUCCACUUCUACCGCCUGUGUGACUGAGCUGGGCCCCGGCCCCGAGGGGCCCUCCCGGCGCCUCUUCUCCCACACUGGAUGUGACCAUGUUACACUGGAGGGGGGGGUGACCCUGCACCCCGCCCCCACCCUUGGGGCCGCCUCUGCCCGGCCCCCCUGACACUGGAGCUCUCAGGGCACACACUGGAGUGAUGGCCGCACACUGAAGUGGGGGGGCCGCGCCAGCCUGGAGAAACUGGAAGUCCAGACACUGGAGUCACCGUCCCUGCCCCGCCCCCGCCUGCCCUGCCAUGGUCCCCGAGAACUGGGGACCCGGAGGCCCGGCCUGGGCUGCCCCCCCAGCCCCCGUGCCCGUCCGGCUGCAUUCUGGGCCCCCAUCCUGCCCCACAUGAGGUGCCUGGCCCUCUGGCACCCCCAGUCCCGGCCCCAGCCCUCGCAGCCUGAGGCUCUCCUGGGCUACUGGGAUAGCUCGGGUGCCUCCUGGCCCUCUGGCGCCCCUGCCCGGGGGCUCUGGGGGCUGGGCGGCCUUGGUGCCCUGGUCCUGCCCGCCAGCUGUGAGGGCCGGGGCCCAAUCGGACGGGAGGCGGGCCGCUGGACUUGAAGCCGGCCGCCCGGCACUCCCUGCUGUAGUGCAGCAAGCUUCUGGCCAGGGGUGCAGGGGGAGCGGGCCGGGGGGGCCGGGGACAUAGGAGCUAAUGACUAAAAUGCACUUGGACCAGGGAAGACUUGGGCAGAAACAGGAGGGCCCCGGGGCCACGUUCUGCCCACCCGGUGCCUUCCACUGCCAAAGCCGUCCUCGGGCCUCCUCUGCCCCCCUCCCCCCACUGGCCCUCAGAAGGCCAGACGUGGGGGCUCGUGGCUGCUAUGACGCUUCCCUCGCGAGCUCUCUGUGAGAACGGGGGUGGGGGGGAGGGGAGAGGACAGAGCCCCCUCUCUUCCCCACCGGGCGGGGCCUGGCCUGGGCCCCUCAUCCGCCCCUCACACUUGGCUGACAGGAGGCCCGGCUGUUCCUCACGAUGCCUUUGCACUUAGGGAUCUCAGCCUUACCCAGAGAAAGGCAAAGUUUGGGGGCCUGGCCUCCAGCACGGAGUCCGGCCGGCCUCUCCUGGCAUGGGCCUCCCUGCUGCAGGCCAGGGAUGGACUCUAGGAAAGCGCCUGCCUUCUCUGUCCCGGACCUGGGACCAGCCCCACUUGGUGCCUUAAAGCCAUUUCCCUAGUGCCAGAACUUCCCAGCCCACACCGGGAGGGGUCUCUCCCCCAGGAGAGACGGCUGCUUCGCCUUGGUCAGCCACCGGGGGCGGGGGCGGGGGUGACCAAGGGCUGGGCACAGAGGAAGUCCCCGGGGCCGAGAAUUUUGGACCAAAGUUGCCUUAUUCCCAAGGGGGAGAGCCCUCCAUUCUGGUGCCAGGAGGUCCAGCCCCCUUGGCGGCCAUGGGCGUCAGGCUACCCGAUGGCUGCCAUGUUUCUUUAGCUACUCCCCCUACCCCCUCCUGCUGUAAAUAGGAAUCCCCUCCCCACACUAACUGUCCGCUUGCUCUCACCGCCCCCCAGGCCUCCGGCCGUGCCCCGCUUAGCCGCCUGCCCCGUGUUAACCGCCCCGUGCCCCGCACCCUCCUCGCCUGGCUCCAGUUCGUAUUUAUAUCGUGCUAAGUGUGCCGGGAGCGCCCUCUCACCGGGCCUGUCGGCUUCCCGUGGACCGUCCUUUUCCCGGAGGCAAAUAUACAUAUAUAAAUAAAUCUAUAAA
Molecule: messenger RNA, 5086 nt
Organism: Sarcophilus harrisii (Tasmanian devil)
Lineage: Eukaryota; Metazoa; Chordata; Mammalia; Dasyuromorphia; Dasyuridae
Gene: MYRF
Product: myelin regulatory factor
Biological process (GO): protein autoprocessing; central nervous system myelin maintenance; positive regulation of DNA-templated transcription
Cellular component (GO): endoplasmic reticulum membrane; nucleus
Molecular function (GO): DNA-binding transcription factor activity; sequence-specific DNA binding
Source: RefSeq, a predicted model, not a curated record